This is a messenger RNA of Photinus pyralis (common eastern firefly), 954 nucleotides long. RefSeq names its product guanine nucleotide-binding protein G(q) subunit alpha-like. The record is from RefSeq and is a predicted model, not a curated record. Gene Ontology annotation, cellular component: heterotrimeric G-protein complex. Gene Ontology annotation, biological process: adenylate cyclase-modulating G protein-coupled receptor signaling pathway. NCBI's taxonomy places the organism in Eukaryota, Metazoa, Arthropoda, Insecta, Coleoptera, Lampyridae. Gene Ontology annotation, molecular function: GTPase activity; guanyl nucleotide binding; G protein-coupled receptor binding.
GUUAUGCGCAGUGUGGAAGCACAAAGGCGACUCCAUAUUAGUGGUAGGCGGUUGCCGUGCAAUAAAAAGUUAGUUUUUGUUUCGGAAGGUGUUGCAGGAUUGUGACGUUGUGUUGUAGAUUAGAAACGAAAUAAAUUACUUGCUGGUUUGGGUACGGUUGCUCCGCGGCGCUCGACGAAUAAAUCGGCGCCUUGUUAACCUAUAUUAUACCUACAACGGCCGUGUGACCAUAUACAGUGUAUUUAUUUUUCUAACUUAAAUCUUGUUAUUCCUUUAAUUAAGUAAUAUGGCUUCGAUAACCUUGUUAUAGUAAUUAGAUUAAACUUAAUACAUAGGGAAUAUAAGAACAAAUUAGUGGUUUGAAAUUGAGUACCACACCCAGCAAACCGCGAUGGACGUUCUUCAAAGAACUAUAAAUUAUCUAUAAGUGCAUUCAGUGUUAAUUAAUUGUGGAUGGUAACGAGGUCGAGCCUCGAUUUUUGUGCCGAGCAUGACCAUGGCGUGCUGUCAGUCGGACGAGGUUAGGGAGCAAAAGCGUAUUAACCAAGAAAUAGAGAAGCAAUUACGGCGUGAUAAAAGAGAUGCACGUCGAGAACUCAAAUUGUUGUUGCUGGGCACAGGAGAAUCGGGAAAAUCAACAUUUAUCAAACAGAUGCGAAUUAUUCAUGGGGCCGGUUAUUCAGAUGAAGAUAAAAGAGGAUUUAUUAAGCUUGUGUUCCAAAAUAUUUUUAUGGCCAUGCAAAGUAUGAUUCGCGCUAUGGAUUUGUUGAAAAUUCAAUACAUAGAAUCUUCUAGCAGUGAAAAAGCCGAUUUGAUUCGUGGGAUUGACUACGAAACUGUUACCACAUUUGAAAACCCCUAUGUUGAUGCCAUCAAGGAUUUGUGGAGCGAUGGAGGCAUACAAGAAUGUUACGAUCGACGCCGUGAAUAUCAGUUGACAGAUUCUGCCAAAUA